AUGGGAGUGCUUCGCGUGCAGGAGGUCAAGUUGAACCGAGACCAAUCUCCCUCGACAGUUGGAGUUCAAUCCGGCAUUGAGGAAGCAUGUUCAGGAAUGCGAGGCGGCAUUUCGGAAAUCAAGCACAUCGCAAAGCCCACGUCCCACCUCCCAGCAUAUGCCAAUACCCAAGCGAAAGCCAACAAACGUCGCCGUUUGAACGACUCUGUGACAUCUGUGCCGACCGGCGGUAUUCCGUCAAUAGCGUUCGCCAGGGGGGGAACUACCGGCCAGCAUGCAGCGCCCAUCUACUCUCAGGACACCAUGACUGCGAUUGAAGAAGGCCUUGACGAGGAAGAAGGAUGGCUUGGCGUCCCUAAUCAAAACGGGAGUGCUUGUGGUGACUUCAGUUAUAUGGACCUUCAAAUGAAACCUCCACAGCUGGGAGGAGGGAACACACGUCACACGGACGGCAAAUAUUCUGAUUACACACUCCCGGGCAUUGGAUUGCCUUCCGGCGAAUCAACAAUGCCUGGUUCAAACUUCAACCUUGACUCGCACAGCUUGUCCACCUGGAAGACGAUCAGCUGGGCGUACCUUGCUCAAUUGCGCGUACACGACUUUUCGGUGUAUACAACAUUGACGAACCCGCUGGCUAUACUCUACGCCGUCCUCCUAAAGGUUUUACAGCGGGAUGUAAUCUAA
This is a messenger RNA of Fimicolochytrium jonesii, 684 nucleotides long. RefSeq lists its product as uncharacterized. The record is from RefSeq and is a predicted model, not a curated record. The transcript has 5 exons. Lineage: Eukaryota; Fungi; Chytridiomycota; Chytridiomycetes; Spizellomycetales; Powellomycetaceae. Bases 1 to 684 code for a protein of 227 amino acids.